Molecule: messenger RNA, 5074 nt
Organism: Toxotes jaculatrix (banded archerfish)
Lineage: Eukaryota; Metazoa; Chordata; Actinopteri; Toxotidae
Gene: entpd3
Product: ectonucleoside triphosphate diphosphohydrolase 3
Exons: 10
Coding region: 151-1653 (500 amino acids)
Biological process (GO): nucleoside diphosphate catabolic process
Cellular component (GO): plasma membrane
Molecular function (GO): UDP phosphatase activity; GDP phosphatase activity
Source: RefSeq, a predicted model, not a curated record
UGCUCUCCCUCCCUCUCUCUCUCUCCCCCAUUCCUUUGCUGCUCCCCUGUUUUCUGCUGUGUUUAAUCAUCCUCUCUUCAGAGCCACCUCGCUCCCACUCCCAACCAGGAUCUACAGAACUCUUAAAGGAUCUGCAAACCUGUUAAGGAAAUGGCAUCCAAGCAGCGCAUGGGCUACAGGUGUUGCAUAGCAGGAGUGGUGCUUCUGCUGUUGGCCAGUAUUGCUGCCCUCAUCGCUGUUGCUGUCAUCCAGGACACCUGGGCUUUGAAAGAGUACAGCGUAGAGUAUGGCAUAGUGAUAGACUCGGGUUCAUCUCGUUCCAAUGUGUACCUGUACCAGUGGCCCGGGGAGAAGCAAAAUGAAACAGGAGUGGUGACUGAAGUAAUGAACUGCAGAGUUGCCGGUGAUGGUAUCUCAGAGAUGAGAGUUGACCCUCAGAAAGAUGCUGAAUCAUGGAAAGCAUUCAAUGUCUGCAUGGACAAAAUCGUCAGAGUCAUUCCUGCCAAAAAACACAAGACCACACCCCUCUUUUUAGGGGCUACAGCUGGAAUGAGACUGCUACAAGAGAAGGAUGAACAAAGAUCCAAUGAAAUCCUGGCAAGUCUCAGAGAAUACCUGAGUUCUUUGCCCUUCUCCUUCCAAAAUGCCUCCAUCAUCAGUGGUCAAGAAGAAGGGCUGUAUGGGUGGAUCACUGUCAACUACCUCAAUGGAAACUUCCUAGAGAAGAACCUGUGGAACACCUACGUACGGCCAGAAGGGGGAAAGACAGUAGGAUCCAUGGACCUUGGUGGAGCGUCAACCCAGAUCGCCUUUGUAGUCCAGGAUGAUCUCAGAGGGCCUGACUACAUGCAUGUCAAACUGUACGGUUACCCUUACAACGUCUACACACACAGUUUCCUCUGCUAUGGCAAGAAUGAGGCUGAGAAGAGGGUUCUGGACAAAAUCGUACAGGCAUCAUCUGACCCUGCUUACAUUAUAAACCCGUGCUAUCCUGAAGGCUUCAACAUCACUCUAAAGGCCUCAACCAUUUAUGACACGGAGUGCACAAAGAAGCCAGAAAAGUACAACCCAGAUCAAAACCUCUUCAUGGUGGGAGACCCUGACUCAGACAAGUGCGGUAGCAUAGUGAAGUCCAUAUUUGAUUUCAAGACUUGUACUUCAUCCCAGUGUUCCUUCAACGGGGUUCAGCAGCCACCAGUCGCUGGAGAGUUUAUGGCAUAUGCUGGAUUCUUCUUCACUGCUAGAGCUCUGCUACUGAAUGGCACAUCAGAUCUUGAUCAGUUCAACUCGUCAGUCAGGAAACACUGCCACACACAUUGGACAGUGCUGAAGCAAGAAAAGCCCUGGAUCUCUGACAAAUACCUUAAGACUUACUGUUUUGGAGCUCACUACGUCUUCACUUUGCUGGCAGAUGGAUACAAGUUUGACAAAGAGACGUGGAAAAGCAUUCACUUUGAGAGAGAGGUAAAGGAAACCAGCAUAGGCUGGAGUUUGGGCUACAUGCUGAGUAUGUCCAACAUGAUCCCGUCUGAAGUGAAAGAAAUCCCCCCCAUGGCAGACCCUGUCUUUGCCGGCCUUAUCUAUCUAUUUUCAUCACUAACCAUUGUAACUGUUGUCUUAGUUUUCAUCAUCCUCAUUCGCACCUGCUUCUGAGAUUAUCAGUUACUAAAGGGAGUGAUCUGCCAUUGGAAGCCUUGGGGGCUGCUGUAAGUAAGUGGAGAGCACUACAGCAGCAUGUGCCAAGGUACUUACAAAGAAAACUGUUUUAUUUUGGGGGUUUUUUUUCAGCUUGAGCCAUUUACUGCCAUCUGUCAAUUUUCAUUGAAAACUGAAAAGCCUUAACGUUAAAACCUGCCACUGUGUGUCCAUUUAUGGUCUUUCUAGUCCUUGAGCUAGCCUGUGGGUUGAUUUGAAGGCAGCUGGACUUCUUGUUCGAAGCAUUUAAGACGUUUCACCUCUCAUCCGAGAAGCUUCCUCAGUUCUGAAGACUGGUUUGAAAGGCCAAACAUUUAAACCUAUUCCUUUCCCUAGUGGGCGGUCCACUCAGGACAAUCGAAACAGCUUGGUGGGGCCGUCAUCUACUCUGGGCCAUGUGUUUGUGGAAUGGCUGUUUAGUCUCACCUAUGUAUAGGUCAGAGCGCACUUCGCUUCACUUGACAGCAUAGACCACGUCACAGUUUGUUUUUGGUAGUUUUGUCUUUGCGGUGAACCAGUUUUUAUCACAGGGUGUUACAAGGCCUAAAACGGGAUGUCAUGUUUGAAGAACAUCCUCCUGACUUUCUCUCACUCCCCUGUCACAUACAGAACAACAUUUUUGCAUUGGUUUGUGUUUUUUUUUUCCCUGUUGGUGUUUCCUCUUGGGACUUUAGUGGAUAAGGUAAAGGUGAAACAUCUUCAAAGUUUCAAACAAGAAGUCCAGCGGCCUUCAAAUCAACCCAAAGGAUAACUAUGACCUGGAUGAAUGAGAACCUACACAGACAUGUCCUUGAACUCGGUUCAGAUGUGGGACUGGUUUCACAGAAAUAGUAUAAAACAGCUCUAAAAACUAUCACUUCAUUUUAUACCUCAGGGAAACUCACAUAGAUUUAAAUAUGUAUUUAGUUGACAGUGCUCUUUUUCAAGCUCCACUAAAGGGAAACAUUGCUGUUUUACAGGGAAAAAGUUGACACAGUGGUUGCCUGAAUGGCUCACAAAUGAUGAAGGAGCACCCAGAAGUGUCCAUGUGCUCAUUCUCGUUGCACAUUGUGUAAUCUUACAAUUGUAUAAUCUUAAAAUGAGAUUCUAUACGUGCAUUCACACUUGUAUGCUCACAUUCACACAUGGACCCCUCAUGCAAAAGCAUGAUAUAUUCACUCUGCUACUGAUUAUGUUUUGUUUCCUGUAUUAUACGUGUAGUUGCACUGAAUGCAUUAGUUUACAUACAAAAUGGCAGCACUUAGCCACAGCUUUAUUAUUGUGUUUUAUACCAUGUUUCUGAAACUAUAACUAAACAACAAUAUUCCACAUUUAGUGAAUGAAAACCUUCCUUAUAAAUAAUAUAAUGAAUAUGAAUUUUGACAUUGUUUUCUUAGGAUUUUGCAAACUAAAUACAUGUUAUAUGAAGUCAUUAAGUUUUAUGUAGUCUAUCUGCAAACAAUUAAUAGAUUUAAGCACUAGAUAAAAAUUAAUUUCCGGGUUUGGCACAGCAGCCAAGCAGCAACAGAAAAUGACUUAGUGCUGCAACUGUUCUACAUGUUGCUUUUUCCUAUUAAAUGCAGUACAUCAUAUUCAGAUGCUAACCUGGUGCUGUUCCACCCCUGGGAUUGUUUUCAUUCUGUGCUUAAAGAACAGAUUAUUGUUGGAUAAAUAUACAUAACUGAUUAAUUCAGUACAAUAAAUUCCAUCAGUGGAGUGGCUACUAUGCCAGAGAAUUAAACAAAGUAUAACUGACAACUGAGUCAUGUCCAAUUUUCAGUGUAAUCUAUACACAGUGCUUACAUAAUAUGAAAUUUGUCUGUUUAUGUCAAUAUGUAGCCUUUCAUGAGAGAUUAAAUCAGAAAAUUAAUCUGCAAAUACAAAGGUUGACGACAACAUAUCAAUUUGAUUUUUUUUGGUAUUGAUUUGCCAAUUUUCGAGAUGAGCCCCAGUCCUGAGUCUAAAUGGUAAAGGCUUAGCUAAGAGGGAGCAAUGAAUCUGAAUGAUUGAGCUGUAUGUACAUCCAAAGUUUUUCAAGUAUCAAAAAAGCAGCAUGGGUGUGUGAGUGUGUAUCUUUUGCCAUUCUGUAUACAUCAUGCUCUAUUUGAGAAGUUUUCAGUGAUACUGUACUCUUUGCACUAGAAAGGAUGGGAAGAUAUGCAUGACUGUAAACUAUCCAAAAGGAUGGAUCCUAGAUAAAAAAGACAUUUAUAAGUAGUUCAACAGGAGAUCAAUCUGCAACAGAUAUAUACAGAUAGAUCUCCUGUUGAAGGACUUUAUUUGCUGUUGGGAUGUUUAAAGAACAAGGCACACCAGCAGGAGAUGCAUGACAACUGAGCAGAUGGUGGUGUGGAUCCAAGCAGUGUCCUCACGUAAAGUUGCUAAACGUCACAACAGCAAACAAAAUCCUUCAACAGGAACUAUUUGGUUUGCGGCUCUAUCUUUUUUUCAAAUGCUAUCGUCAACUACUGCAGGAUAUGCAUGAUUCUCAUUUGAUGCACUGAUUGUUAUCUGUUUUACAUAAUUCUCUCCAAACAGUAAAUAAUAAACAUAUCUACUAACUGCACAUUUUGUGGCUGCUGCAUCAUAACACACCUUACAGAUGUAAUUACUGACCUUACAGAGCCUGACUGAUACAGGAAUUUUAAGGCCAAUGCUGAUACAGAAUUUGUGGAGUAAAAAAAUUUGAAUAGACAUAUCAACCAAUACUCUUUAUACAUGAUGGGGUUGUUAUUUAUUAACUUUUCAGCUAUGUCUUUCACAAGCUAUUUAGCAACUUUAGCAACUUUAACAAGCUAUUUAGCAAAAGUGGGGUCAGAGCAUGCUCUGCUGGACAAACUAUGUAAUGACCGAAUUUCUAAAUUACACCAAGCAUCUUUUUCUGCAUUUUCUGCAUUGUGCAAAAAUAUUUUCUGUAAAAAUAUUUUUCAAAUCUGCACAUAUCGUAUAUCAUAUACAGAGAUACCGAUAUAUCUGUUCAAGGUCUGUCAAUCUGUCAAUAUCAGCUGAUAAAAUCUAUCAGUCAGACUCUAUAAUAAUUACGCCUGUUUGAAUCUAAAUGCCUCCUUGUUUUAUAUCUGACGAACUGUAAAAUCCCUGUUGACAUGCUGAGGAUCUACACAAACACACACUAACACAAUCAGCUCUAACACAAUCAGCUCCUUGUCAACCCUUCACUUUAGCUGUGUACAGCAGUGCACUCCAGUGGUCGUGUCGUGUACUUGCUGAAUGUGCAAGAUAAGUGUUGACUGUUUGAAAUUUUUUUUUUUUUAUUGAAAGAGUUGUCUAAAAAGAAAACAAAAAGAAAAGAGACAUUUGGAACUACAGCAAUAUCCACUGGUUCUACAGACACUCUCAGAAUCACAAUUUGAAAGACAUGGGAGGCAUGUGACCAAGCAAA